This is a messenger RNA of Magallana angulata, 1514 nucleotides long. RefSeq lists its product as uncharacterized. Bases 28 to 1362 code for a protein of 444 amino acids. The transcript has 2 exons. NCBI's taxonomy places the organism in Eukaryota, Metazoa, Mollusca, Bivalvia, Ostreida, Ostreidae. The record is from RefSeq and is a predicted model, not a curated record.
AAUACAACGAGUUCGCAGAACACGUGCAUGACUAUGGCAUCCGCCAUGUUGAAAAAGUCGGAACGCGAGAAAGAUUCAAGAGGGAAGAGCACCAAGCCUGAAUCAGUCUCGCUACCAGUGCAAUUUCCGUUGACUACUAUUUCACAUGAAAGUUUUUUUGAACGAAUGAGCUCGCCGAGCACGUUACAUGUGACAAAAAAUACUGUCGGUCAAGGAUCAUCACGAUCCACUAUGGCCACCAGGACAGAGACAUGUACUUCACCUCAAAAUCAAGUUAAUGAAGAAACCGGAAAUGAGUCUGUUGAAAACAGAAAUUCUCAGAAUUUUGACAAUUUGGCCAAAUGCUUAGAAAUGUUGACGAACACUAUCACAGCCGGUUUUCAAGGACUUAAGUCGGACAUGGCUGAACUUGUUUGUGAGAAAAGUGACAAUAACUAUGUAGACAAUAAUUAUGAGUCUGAUGAAUUUUACUCUGAUGGUGAAAUUUAUGAGAAAGACAGUGAGUCAAAUACAAUGACUGUGGAUGAUUUAUUGUCAAAAACAAAACUGUCGGGCUCAAUAUCCGGUAAACCUGAUUCCGGGAAAAAUGAAAACGAAAGUGGGUCACAGUCGAGAUUUAUGAAAGUCGCUUCUGAACAAGUAACUUUGCAAGACGUUACAACAGAGCCCAUACACAAAGACUUAGCAAAACUUGUGAACGAUCUUAUGUUCAAGGUAAAAAUUGACAAAAAGUUGGCCGAACAGGUGAAAGAAUCUGCUGAGAAAAUCAAACGACCAGAAAAUUGCGAGAGUCUCGUGUGCACAAAAGUCGAUGAAUUGAUAUGGAACAGAUUACAAGUUCCAACCAAGUCGCUUGACAGCAGAUUUCAAUACGGUCAACUCUUUUUAGUGAAAAGUGUGACAGUACUUGUAAACAUUUUGGAUAAGAUUGUGUCAAACAAAGAUGUAGAAAAAGAAGAGUUAGUCAGAGAACUGAUCAAGACUGUUGAAAUGCUCAGUUAUUCGAAUUACGAACUCAACAUGAGACGAAGAGAAUGUUUAAAAAGUGACAUAGACAGUGUGAAUUAUUUGUCACUUUUUUCGUCUGGAGUUCCUAUAAACCAGUUCCUUUUUGGGGGAGAAUUGGGAAAACGCUUAGAUGAAAUUGAAAAGACCAAUAAAGCAGUCAAUAGAGUUAUGACAAGCAAGAAUAUGAGACGAGGCACCUUUCAUGGAGCUCGAGGUCAGAGAUUUCAACCUUACUCCAGACCGUCUGGGUCACAGGGCUAUUUCCGAAGCAGGAAUGUCCCUUUUUUAGGCCAAACUUCCAAGAGAGGGAAUUACAACAGGAAGUUCACAAAAGGCAAAAAGAAACAAGAAUGAUUAUUGAUGGGUGUCAUAAGUCGAGUUCUUCAAAAGAUUCAGAAGGAAAAGGCAGAGGGGGUGAUGGUAGUCCCUGUAUGGCCGACACAGACAUGGUACACAAGUCUGUUGGAACUGUUGGUGGAUGUUCCUCGAAUAAUUCAAAAAGAACA